UUAAUCUAAACUUGAUCACACCCAAAGAUCAUUUCACACUCCGAUAUAGAUUGUACUAUACAGUACUAGUAAGGAAACACCAUGAUGAAACCCUUCAAGAGAUUGUUCCGUCGCAGCAAGUCCAAAAAGGUUGAAAAGGAGACAUCAGAUUCUGACACUUGCAUUACAACUGCAACUGAUCACCGCAACAGUCCUGUGGAGACAGCAGAGGACCAAAACUGGAAGAGUGAACUGGUACAAGCCUUCUUGGCAAAAUGGAAUGAACACGAUAUGGAAGGGGCUGGGAAAAUGGUCACUGCAGACUAUGUCUUCGUCUUUGCAGAUAACCAAGAGAUGGAAUACGAUGACAUGGCCUGUGAAACCACAAACGUCUUCCAUGCCUUCCCCGACUUCUACUUUCAGUAUGAUUCCAUCAAACAGCGUGAAAGUGAUGGUGUUGUGGUCGUGAGCAAUCUGGUUGCAAGUGGUCACCAUACAGCCAAACCAUAUGCCUUUGGGCCCUGUCCACCUAUUCAGCCAUCAGGAAAAUACAUACAGAACUCACCAGAAACACUCUAUUUCCACUUUAGAGAUGGAAAGAUAUGCAAGCUAAUUGUGGAUGCAGAAGGAGAAAUGACAGGACCUCCCGGCAUUUACACUCAGCUGGGUGGAUUCCCUUGUAUGUAACUGAUGGGAAAUGCUUCCCCUCUCGAAUGUAAAUAAAUGUCCCCUUGCGCACCUGAGUGGGAAUGUUCAGUGGCACCAAUACGAAUGCCCCAGCAAUUCUGAACGACCACGGGCGUACAUUGACUCUAAAGUUGUUCGUGUAAUAGUAAUAGCUCGUGUAAUAGUAACAGUUUUAUCGUUU
This is a messenger RNA of Seminavis robusta, 847 nucleotides long. Lineage: Eukaryota; Bacillariophyta; Bacillariophyceae; Naviculales; Naviculaceae. The record is from the annotation of a GenBank genome assembly.